UGGCCAAACGUGAUGUGAUCUGUCCCUUGAAGGGGAGUAAGAACCAGAUUCUUCCAUAAAUUCUAAUGACAAGUGAUGAUAAUAUUAACGACACCUCAAUCCCCCAUUGUCAAAUCAAAUGUUGCCCAACACCUACUUAAGAUGUCGUGCGUGCCAAUUAGCUGACACCCGUUGUAUAAAUUCUUUCUUCGGAGGCAGAUUCCGGCAUUUUGAAAAUCGAGGUUGCAACGCUUAGCCAUCUCCCCGCAAAUAGCUAAACCAUGAACGGAUUAAUAAUUGUCGUAGUAGCACUUUUAGGAUGUGCAUAUGCUCAGAUGGAUAACCCAAUGGCCUUGGCUAUGCUUAGCGGGGGUCUACGUGGCAGUGCCAGCUCAGGAAUGUCCGGUGGCAUGGACCCAAUGAGCCUGGCCCUUUUGGGUGGAGCUGGAAACAGUAAGAUGUUGAGGAUGAUGACCUUCAUGAACAUGAUGAAGCCCCAGGAACCCACCCCCGCCGAGGCUACCGCCGCCGACCCCGCCCAGCCACGAGCCACCCAGGACAACACCAGCGUUAACCCAAUGAUGAACACCCUCAUGACCCUCAGUCUGUGCAAGAUCAGCGAGACCGCCGGGGACCAGAGAUUCUGUACUCCAUUCACCUGCAAACUGGAAUCUCUGCGCCGAUACGCUAACCCCAGCCUCCUGCAAUGCCAACAGAUGAUGGGAUGCUGCUUCAAGGAUAUGAGAUCCAUGUACAUUGCUAACAUGAUGAAGGGAUUGUAAAAAUAUUUUUUGUCUUGGAGAUAGAAGAAUAUCACAAGGUUCAUUUUUCAUUCCUCCAUUUUUUUUGUUCUGACGGACGACAAACCGGUGAUGCCAGCGUCUGGUCAACAAAGACUGAACAUCUAGGUGCCUCUCGUUUUUCAUCUGAUGGUCUUCAAAAGACUUGUUGUCACUGUACAUGUAAUUUAUUACAGCAUAAAUUAUUGUUUUUGUUAAUUAAAAAAACAACCAACGUUAAUGUAUUUUGUUUUAUGAUAUGAAUUCAUUGUUUUUUAAAGGCCGAAACCUUACGUGACAUUACUAAAGAACAAAGAGUGCAUUAAUUGAGUUAAUUUAUACAUGUAAAUGCACUUCGUUUUUGUAGUUUGGUGAUUAAAUCCAUGUGCAACCGUUGCAAAAUACAAUGUGCUAAGAAUAAAGUACACAAUAGCAAAGGAAAAUCAUAAGCUAUAGAAAAGCCUUCCUCUUUCGCGUAUUUAAUAUGUUUUCUCAAAGUAAAAGAAAAACAACAUUUUAAUUUGUUUUCGUUUUUCUGGGAUCCAAAUAUCACAGGCAUAAAACAGAGUUACAGCCUACUAGGAUUUAUCUACACGAGUACGUGAAAAA
Molecule: messenger RNA, 1367 nt
Organism: Magallana angulata
Lineage: Eukaryota; Metazoa; Mollusca; Bivalvia; Ostreida; Ostreidae
Exons: 3
Coding region: 261-761 (166 amino acids)
Source: RefSeq, a predicted model, not a curated record